AUGAGAAUUACAAUUACAACCGAAAUUGGUGAGAUCCAUCUUUUGGAAGUUGAUUCACAAAUGGAAUUAGAAAACAUCAAGGCCUUAAUUGAAGCUGAGACAGGAACACUAAUAAAUAAUCAGAUUCUCUCUUAUCAUGGAGUAGAAUUAACAGAUCCUAAAAAAACUCUUGAACAAUAUAAAGUUAACCAAGACGAUAUGUUAUUGCUUAAAAAACGAAAUACCGGAACUCAGACAACUGCUAGCACUAUUCCACUAGAAGCAGAAUUAUUUCGUCAAAUGAUACUAAAUCAGCCUCAAAUGAUACAACAAUUGCGUGAAACUCAACCAGAAUUAGCCGACGCUGCUUUAAACGAUAGCGAACGUUUUGCGACGCUCUUUCAACAGAUGGAACAACGAAGACGUGAAGUUGAAGCACAACGAAGGAUCGAAGAGGCUAUAAGAAUGGAAAAUGUUAAAGUUAAUUUUGAGACAGCCUUAGAACAUAAUCCAGAAUUCCUUGGUCAAGUAACUAUGCUGUAUAUCGACGUUGAGGUAAAUGAACAUCCUGUUAAAGCUUUUGUUGAUUCUGGAGCUCAAGGAACUAUAAUGAGUCAUAAUUGUGCUGAAAAAUGCGGAAUCAUGAGACUCCUCGAUAGGCGAUUUUCAGGAGUUGCUAAAGGUGUUGGCACAGCAAAAAUUUUAGGGCGCGUUCAUACUUGCCCAAUACGUAUUGGAAAAAGCUUGUUUCUACCAUGUUCAUUCACAAUCAUGGAGGAACAUGAUGUAGACUUACUAUUUGGGUUAGAUAUGUUGAAAAGGCAUCAGGCAAUUAUUGACUUAAAACAAAAUGCUCUUAUUAUCAACGGAGAAGCGAUUUCAUUUUUACCGGAGCAUGAGUUACCAGAACGUGCACAGAUAAAUCCUCUUGGCAUUAACAGUUCUCAACCAUCAUCAGCAUCAUCACAGAGCCAAACGUAUCCUGAGGAACAUAUUAAAAAGAUAAUGUCUAUGAGUACAAUCACAAGAGAUAAGGCUAUCGAAUUAUUAAAUGCAGCAGAUGGAAAUUUAGAAAUAGCCCUUAAUUUACUAUUUGAAUAA
Entrophospora candida is the source of this 1080-nucleotide messenger RNA. Lineage: Eukaryota; Fungi; Glomeromycota; Glomeromycetes; Entrophosporales; Entrophosporaceae. The record is from the annotation of a GenBank genome assembly.